Molecule: messenger RNA, 697 nt
Organism: Cornus florida
Lineage: Eukaryota; Viridiplantae; Streptophyta; Magnoliopsida; Cornales; Cornaceae
Product: gibberellin-regulated protein 14
Exons: 4
Coding region: 54-557 (167 amino acids)
Source: RefSeq, a predicted model, not a curated record
AUCAACACCAAUUAAGUAGCUUUCUGCACUUGGUGGCUACUUUUGUUCCUACAAUGGCUUUUAAAGCUAUGCUCUUCCUGUUGGCCUCUUUCCUGUUAGUUUCUGAACUUAGGGUUUCAUCUAAUGGUGAAGAAUUCUUAAUGGAGGACUACUUACCAACAAAAAGACCACCACGAGUACCACCUGUGAUCCAGAUCCAUGCUAAAGUCCCAGUAUCUACUCCAACUCAUAGCCCGCUAAAGGCACCGCCUCCAGUUCAUGUCCCAAUUAAAGCACCACCUGCUGCUCCUCCAGUUAAGCCACCAGUUUCUGCCCCUCCGGUGAAACCACCGGUUUCUGCACCUAAGCCCCCACCAAUUAAAACAAGAAUAGAUUGCAUUCCCCCAUGUACAGAAAGGUGUAAGAACCAAUCAAGGAAGGGACUGUGCUUGAGGGCAUGUAUGACAUGCUGUGAUCGAUGCAAAUGUGUUCCACCAGGAACAUAUGGUAACAGAGAGAAGUGUGGCAAGUGCUACACUGAUAUGACCACCCGCGGUGACAAACCUAAGUGCCCAUGAUACGAGUUUGUUACUACUUUUCUUAGUGAGUAUGAAAUUGAGGCUUGUUACAUUGGCUAAAUGUGUAAUAAAUUUGAUAAUGGGAACAAAAUAUAAUGGUUCUUCAGUGACCACUACCAACUGCAACAAUAUAUGACAAA